This is a messenger RNA of Pan troglodytes (chimpanzee), 3749 nucleotides long. RefSeq names its product tetratricopeptide repeat domain 38 (gene TTC38). The transcript is spliced from 14 exons. Gene Ontology annotation, molecular function: protein binding. The record is from RefSeq and is a predicted model, not a curated record. NCBI's taxonomy places the organism in Eukaryota, Metazoa, Chordata, Mammalia, Primates, Hominidae. The coding region runs from base 1216 to 2625 and encodes 469 amino acids.
UCACUGUUGAGUUGUAAGAAUUCUUUUUUUUUUUUGAGACAGAGUCUGGCUCUAUUGCCCAGGUUGGAGUGCAGUGGCACAAUCUCGGCUUACUCCAACCUCCACUUCCCGGGUUCAAGCGAUUCUCCUGCCUCAGUCACCCAAGUAGUUGGGAUUACAGGCAUGCACCACCACGCCUGGCUAUUUUUGUACUUUUAAUAGAGAUAAGGUUUCACCAUGUUGGCCAGGCUGGUCUUGAACUCCUGACCUCAGGUGAUCCACCUGACUCAGCCUCCCAAAGGGCUGGGAUUACAGACGUGAGCUGCUGUGCCCGGCCAAGAUUUCUUUAUGUAUUCUGGAUUCUAGACUCUUACCCAAUAUAUGAUUUACAAAUAUUUUUUCCCAUUGUGUUAAUCUUUUCAGUUUCCUGAGUAGUGUCCUUUGAUUCAAAAAAGUUUUUAAUUUUGACGAAGUCCAACUUAUCUAUUUUGUUGUUGUUGCUUGUCCUUUUGGUGUUACAUCUAAGAAUCCAUUGCUAAAUCCAAGGCCGUGAAGAUUUACUUCUGUUUUCUUCUAAGAGUUUUAUCUUUACAGCUCUCACAUAAAACAAAUAAUACUUCAGUGCAAUAUUUCAAAAAUCAAAACUAAUGCAAAAAGUCCAUGAUGAACAAAAUAGCAUUUUAAAUAAAGGCCAGAUCUGCCGGUGCGCUUGUUCUACGCCCUUGAUUCGUGCACCCUGGGGCGGGGGCAAAUUAAACUAGGGGAGCCCAUUGGACUGGGGCUGGUGUGUGGCUGAUGGCAGAGUUCAGGCCGGGCCAGACCGGGCCAGUCCAGAGGGAGAAGCCGCUACUGCAGGAGACAGAGCGAUUUUUCCGCUGCAAAUCCUUGAGAAGGGAGGAUGGAGGCGGCGGGACGACCCAGUGAAGCCGGCCCCGAACGCCAAGUGAGUGUGUGCCGUGCGCGCGCGGGUAGCUGCCGACCGCAACGACAUAAACUUGAAAGUGACCGCUGUCCCGGAGCUCCCUGCUCCCAAGGGACCCGUCGCGUUGCAGAGUAGUCCGGUCGGGCCUCUGGGGCGGGCCCGGAUCCUGGACCAGGGCCAGUCUGUCCGAAACCCACCAGUGAGCUAGCGGGAGAGCGCGGCCGCCGCGCCCCGCCCCUUUCCGCGCCCGCCCCGCCCACUCCCCGGAAGGCCCGGGUGCCCAGAGCUCGCGGUGGACUCCGACCCGGCGCAACAUGGCCGCACCCUCGCCUCUGCGCGACUGCCAGGCCUGGAAGGAUGCGAGGCUCCCGCUCUCCACCACAAGCAACGAAGCCUGCAAGCUGUUCGAUGCCACGCUGACCCAGUAUGUAAAAUGGACCAAUGACAAGAGUCUCGGUGGCAUCGAGGGCUGCCUGUCAAAGCUCAAAGCAGCAGAUCCAACCUUUGUGAUGGGCCACGCCAUUGCUACUGGCCUUGUGCUGAUUGGCACUGGAAGCUCCGUGAAGCUGGACAAAGAGCUGGACCUGGCUGUGAAGACAAUGGUGGAGAUUUCAAGAACCCAGCCGCUGACAAGGCGGGAGCAGCUGCACGUGUCUGCAGUAGAGACAUUUGCCAAUGGGAACUUUCCGAAAGCCUGUGAACUAUGGGAACAGAUUCUCCAGGACCACCCGACAGACAUGUUGGCCCUGAAAUUUUCCCAUGAUGCUUAUUUUUACCUGGGCUAUCAGGAACAGAUGAGAGAUUCUGUUGCUCGAAUUUACCCCUUCUGGACACCUGAUAUCCCCCUAAGCAGCUAUGUGAAAGGCAUCUACUCUUUUGGCUUGAUGGAAACCAACUUCUACGACCGGGCAGAAAAACUCGCCAAAGAGGCUUUGUCUAUUAACCCGACAGACGCAUGGUCGGUGCACACCGUCGCUCACAUCCACGAGAUGAAAGCAGAGAUCAAGGAUGGGUUGGAAUUCAUGCAGCACUCAGAGACCCUCUGGAAGGACUCUGAUAUGUUGGCUUGUCAUAACUAUUGGCACUGGGCUUUAUAUCUGAUUGAGAAGGGCGAAUAUGAGGCCGCGCUGACCAUCUACGAUACCCACAUCCUUCCCAGCCUGCAGGCCAACGGUGCAAUGCUGGACAUGGUGGACAGCAGCUCCAUGCUCUACCGCCUGCAGAUGGAAGGAGUGUCUGUGGGCCAGCGGUGGCAGGAUGUCUUGCCUGUGGCCCGGAAGCACAGCCGAGACCACAUCCUGCUGUUCAAUGACGCACACUUCCUGAUGGCAUCCCUGGGUGCACACGACCCCCAGACCACACAGGAGCUGCUGACCACCCUGCGGGACGCCAGCGAAUCCCCAGGGGAGAACUGCCAGCACCUCCUGGCCCAAGACGUGGGGCUGCCCCUGUGCCAGGCCCUGGUGGAGGCUGAGGACGGGAACCCUGACCGCGUCCUGGAGCUGCUCCUGCCCAUCCGCUACCGGAUCGUCCAGCUCGGUGGGAGCAAUGCCCAGAGAGACGUCUUCAACCAGCUGCUGAUUCACGCGGCCUUAAACUGCACCUCCAGCGUCCAUAAGAACGUAGCCCGGAGCCUUCUGAUGGAGCGUGAUGCCUUGAAGCCCAACUCGCCCCUGACCGAGCGGCUCAUCCGCAAGGCAGCUACCGUCCACCUCAUGCAGUGAGCCAGCCUGGCCGCCUCCACCCUGUAGAACCUCAGUGGUGGCGUCACUGCGUCCAGUCAGCUGCUCCACCGGGUUAGGGUCAGGAGACGGCCAGAGCCUGUUUGUUAGGGCUGUUAGAGGGUGAUCUUCAGUUUUACAGGAAGUGGGUCACGGGUUAAUUUUAAAUGUGAUUCCGAAUCUCCUUUCAGUCCUCGAGAAGGGCCAAUGAGCAUUUUUCAGCAGUCACAGCCAGUGUGAGUGCUGCUCUUUCCACCUGCCUUGCAAAUUCUGUUUCCCAGGGGAAUGUGUCUACUGCCUGGUGGUUCAAAGGUUGGAAGGCAGGGCAGAGGUAGGGGCUGAUUCUGCUGGGACAGGUCUUCCAGAGGCAGCCUCCCCCCACUGCCUGUCCCCGUCCCCACCAGGCUGCCCUUGGGAUGGACCUUUUCAUUCUUUUCUUUAUAUUCUAGACAGUCUCUGUUGUCUCAUUGUGUUGCUGUCCCAUUUUUCAGGUGAGGGUACCGGGGUAGGGGAGUGGCCUGCCCAGGGUCACACUAUGAGAGGCCCCCACCUGCUGCCUUUGGACGCAGCCCCCUGCUGCUGCAUCCACCACCCUUCUUACAGAUCAGCGCGCACAUGGGGUCCUCCUGCUGUCUCUGGGGCGAGUCUUGGAGCCCCCUGGGGGGCUCUGUUGGUGCUGAUUUGGACCCGUUUCUCUUUUUAAACUGCACAUCAUAACAGGGCUUCAUGUCGAGCAUGAUUUUAAUCAUAAAUGCACUUCUGAGGUGCAAGGAUUGAGCUCAGAGCUGCUCUGUUGUGGCAAAACCCAAAGUGCUGUGAUGUGUGGCUGUGACAAGCCUGGAGCGGGUCCUGUGAGCACCGCCUCUGUCUCCUGCUUCCCCACUGAACGCCUGCUGAAUGUGCCGCUGACUCAGCUGUGCUGCUUUCAGCCCUCCUGUGAGGGGCGGUCCCAGUGCACAGAUGUUUUUCAAGUUCCUCAGUUUGUACUGAAAUUAGGGAUUCAUCAGGGCAGGAAGCAGGCAGGCCUCUCAGAAGGGAGAGGAGGCCUCCAAAUCUAUUGAGUCCCCACAGUUUGCUCAAGCCCAGGCAAAUUUCUGUGAUUAAAAUGAAUUCAUCAGUUCCUCCAA